Messenger RNA from Venturia canescens, 3165 nucleotides. RefSeq names its product ATPase family protein 2 homolog. The record is from RefSeq and is a predicted model, not a curated record. The transcript is spliced from 6 exons. Gene Ontology annotation, cellular component: cytoplasm. NCBI's taxonomy places the organism in Eukaryota, Metazoa, Arthropoda, Insecta, Hymenoptera, Ichneumonidae. Gene Ontology annotation, molecular function: ATP hydrolysis activity; ATP binding. The coding region runs from base 705 to 3095 and encodes 796 amino acids.
CCUAUCGAUAUCUAGACCAUCGAAAUGUUUUUCUAUGAUAAAAGCCCAACACCUUGUGUAACAUUACUAAAUGCCUGCUAAAUAUUUUAUUGUGACGUUAGAAAAAAAAUACUGUUCAUUCAGGUUAUAUUUUGUAUACUUAUUGAUUUCUGUAUAUCUUUUACAGACUUUUGCAUACGUAACCUGCCAUUAUUAUUAUAUACCCUUACAUCAUUUCAUUCAAGUUAUAUUAAGUAUCGACUGUAUAUUUAUUGCUUGUCAUCACAGUUGCUUUUUUGAUAUAAUUAUAAUUUAAACAGUAAAUACCGGUCGGUAACCGAAUGGGAGUAUUUUUUUUUUUUACGCUUCCAUGCAUCAUAUAUAUAUAUAUUAAUUGCGACGAAAUGGUGUUGUUGACACUAUAGCGCUAGAACCGAAAAAAAAAACAAAACUUGCAUCCCACGUGUGUUUUAUUCACCAUCUUUCGUGCUCUAUGGUUAAGUUUUUCAGUAUACAUUAUGUCUAUUGAAUUUUUGAAGUUUCCAAUACCGCUCAUAAUAAUAUAAAUACAUUUGUUUAUACAUUCUAUGAAAAAAUUAGUUUUCACAAACAAGAAACGUCAAAAAAGAAAAGUAUUGAAUCCUUAUUGGAACGGAAAUCUAUUCUUCAUUCCCAAAAACAUAUAACAGUACUGACAUCAUUUUUCUGUCAUUUUAAGCUGAAAAAUGUCAAAAUCAAGAAAAAGUCUAUCUCUUUGGAUGUCAUGUGACAUCUGUCACUCAAUGAUGACACAAAAAGAAUUGACAGUGCAUGAAGCAGACUGUCCUCCAAAAAACAAAGAUUGGAAUCACAGCUAUAUACUCGAUGGCACUCUGUACAGUGUUUUAGAACCAUACACAUCGCAAGAGCAGCCAAAGAACAUAACGGAGAAAGGUAUGAACAACAUGGUAUUCCUGGCUCCAUCAACUAUGCAAAUGUGUGAAAUCCCCAUUGGCGACCCUGUAAUCAUUGAGGGCAGAGGAAAUUCAAUUGUGAGAACUGCAUGGCCUACGAAUGACAAAACGUUGUUGAGCGUAUCAAUGACAAGAAAAGGAAUCGAGUCCAGCAGGAUAAAUGGUUUGGUAAAAAUAUCAAAGUUAUUAAGCGAUCCGUCGAUCGCUCGUGAAAUAACAAUCUCGUACACGGGAAAAUCUUCAUUGCCGAAAGUGACGCCAGAAUUAGAAUUUCUCGUUAAGAAUCAUAACGAGAGAAGUAUAAUUACCGUUGGAAAUCAUGUAAGCGUUCCUUACUACGGAAAAAAAUUGUCAUUUAAAAUUGUAGCAGUAAAAUCCGACCAGAAAGAUGAUAAUUCACCGGAAAACAGUAUUUCGGAAGGAUUAGAAAAAAUGAAAAUAUCCGACAAAGAAACGGUGAAAAAAUUUUACACGGCUUUGUAUAGCACAAAAUGGAAAAUUCUUUUGGCCACGGAACAAAAGGAAGAAGCGUAUUUGUCUAAAGGAUACUUGACGAUCGAAGAUCUUGGUGGGUACGAAACUCUAAUCAACGAUCUUCGAGACGUGAUAGACGUGGCGCUUGGAAAAUGGAAAAGAAUCAAGGGUUUCAACGUUCCCAGAGGUAUCUUGGUUUACGGCACUGCAGGAGUUGGAAAAUCGGUGAUAACGAACGCCGUCAUGGCCGAGUACGAUGAGGUGAAAAUAUUAUCGAUUAAAAGUUGGGAAAUUCAAAGCAAAAUAGCGGGUGAAACGGAGGCUCGGUUGAACGAAAUUUUUCAAAACUCUCGAAUCGCAGCACCUUGCAUAAUAUUUAUAGAAGACGUAGAUAUUUUAUGUCCGCGAAAGGGUAACACCAACCAGGACAAUGACAAAAAAAUUUAUGCCACCCUCGUCAAAUUGAUCGAUGAUCUCAGAUCGAGCGGGGCAAAUGUCGUAGUCCUUGCAACAACCUCGAGGCCCGAUCUCAUCGAUGGCACUCUCCGUCGAGCUGGAAGACUCGACAAAGAAUUCGAAGUUUGUGCCCCAACGCCCUUAAUGAGAAAAGACAUAUUGAUUAAGAUUUUAAACAAAAUUUCACAUUCUUUGAGUGAUGAGGAAAUUGAAAGAAUCGCAUUUACUACUCAUGGAUUCGUGGCUUCUGAUCUUCAUGGAUUGUGUUCCGAGGCCGCUAUGCAUGCGAUGAAAAGAUACCGUUCCUACGAAAAAUUCGAAUCGGAUUCAGAGACUGAGAUUGUCAUGAAUUUUGAGGACUUGAACACCGCUAUGAAAAUUGCCAAACCAUCUGCAAUGAAAGAAGUUAUUGUUGAAGUUCCUAAUGUUAAAUGGGAGGAAAUAGGCGGACAAAAAGGUCUCAAACUAAAAUUGAAACAAGCUGUAGAAUGGCCUCUUAGACAUCCCGAAGCUUUUGCACGACUCGGUAUAACGCCGCCCCGCGGUCUUCUCAUGUUCGGCCCACCAGGAUGUUCCAAAACCAUGAUAGCUAAAGCCCUCGCAACGGAAAGCAAAUUGAAUUUUCUCAAUAUUAAGGGCCCAGAACUUUUUUCAAAGUGGGUAGGAGAAUCCGAGAGAGCAGUACGUGAAGUAUUCCGUAAAGCCAGGCAGGUAGCACCAUCCAUCAUUUUCAUCGAUGAAAUCGAUGCUCUGGGUGGCGAGCGAGGAUCUUCGUCGAGUUCUGGUGGCAGUAAUGUGCAGGAGCGUGUCCUCGCACAAUUAUUAACAGAACUGGAUGGCGUUACAGCAUUGGGAAACGUAACGUUGGUCGCUGCCACAAAUCGACCCGACAGAAUCGAUAAAGCACUGUUGAGACCCGGACGUCUCGACAGAAUAGUUUACGUUCCACUUCCUGACGCCGAAACACGGACUGAAAUAUUUUCGAUAAAAUUCAGUAAAAUGCCCAUCGCCGAUGACGUCAAUAUCGUGGAUCUCGUCGACCUUUCAGAGGGCUAUUCGGGUGCCGAAGUUCAAGCAAUAUGUCAUGAAGCGGCGAUGAAAGCUCUGGAGGAAAGUCUCGACGCUACUACCAUUACGAAAGAACAUUUUAAAGCAGCUUUCUCAAUCGUUACGCCCAGAACUCCGGCGAGUCUCGUUAAACUUUAUGAGGAUUAUCUUAAUAAUUAUAAAUAAUCACAGUGCAAUUUUUACCACAAUUACGUCAUCUAGCUUUUUUACCAAUAAAAUCGUGCCUGCCAAGUUA